AUGUUUAACUAUAUCAAAUGUUUUCUCACCUCAAGACAAUUCACAGUCUCACUCACAAAUGCUCAAUCAAAAAUUUUCACCCAGCAAAAUGGAAUCCCUCAAGGAUCGUCGUUAUCGGUCACCCUCUUUCUACUAGCAAUAAACGAUAUAACUAACACCAUAGAAUUCCCUAUCAAAGCCAAUCUCUUCGCAGACGACUUCAAUUUCUGGUGCAAAAGCCCUAACCUCAUGACAGUACAACUCUUCUUACAAGAAACAGCCAACAACAUCGCAAAAUGGUCCACGCUAUCCGGUUUCAAAAUUGCUAGCCAAAAAUCUCAAUGCAUUUUAUUAACCAACAAGAAAGGUCAAAACCACAUCCACAUCCAACUAAACGACAAUAUAAUCCCGAAUAAUAACACAAUUAAAAUACUCGGAGUCUGCUUUGACAAAAAAAUCAACUGGGUACAGCGCCUAAAAUACCUAAAAAUAUCAUUGAUUAGAAGCCUCAACAUCAUGAAAAUGAUAAGUCAUACCACAUGGGGAGGCGAUGAAAACACGCUCAUAAAAAUCCACAGACACCUCAUCAGAUCAAGAAUGGACUACGGCGCAUCAAUCUAUCAAUCAGCCAAACCAAAUCAUCAUAAUAUCGUUGACACCACCUACAAAACAAGCAUAAGAAUUGCCCUAGGAGCUUUCCGUUCAAGCCCCAUUGAAAGCAUCCGUAACCUAGUAUUUGAACCUCCCCCCGAGCUAAGAAAAAUCGAAAGAAGUCUAAUAUACGCUGCAAGUAUCUCCAGAAACCCAGACAACCCAGCAUACAAACACAUAGCUGAUCUCACACAAUACUCCAACAUACCUGAAAUAGAUCUCAGUUCACUGAUCAAAGUCCAACCAUACACUUUCCCCCCAUGGAACACCAACUUCGAUAUCAACCUCGAGCUAACAAAAUUCAAGAAAGAAAACACCCUACUUAUCAUAUAUAAAAACCACUUAAACGAAAUACUUCAGAAACACAAAAAUGUCAACCUAUUUUUCAGACGCCUCCAAAUCAGAAGAAGGAGUGGGCAUAGCAAUCAUCAGUGA
Molecule: messenger RNA, 1065 nt
Organism: Cinara cedri
Lineage: Eukaryota; Metazoa; Arthropoda; Insecta; Hemiptera; Aphididae
Source: the annotation of a GenBank genome assembly